AUUGUCUUCUGUGUUCCUCAUCUAGAGAGCGAGAAACACCAAUACUACAGCGUUUUUGGCAAACCGGGAGGAAGUGAUUCAAUUCUCCGAGGCUGCUGCAUUGCGUGAAUCCUGAAUUUCUGGUUUUGCUGGAUCAACGAUAUAAGAACAAGAAAAAGUAGCUUGAAAAUUAACUAAUACGCGAUGGAGAAUGUUCGAUUGGGAUCUCCCCAAGUUGCCAAUGGAAGUGUUCCAGUUCCGCCUUCAUUACCCACUCCUUCAACCAGUUAUAAUCAAAGGGGGUUUAUGAUGAAUGGAUCUCUGUUAAAAGGGUACAGUUGUGUCUCCACAGCGACGAAAGAUUUGUGGGAGAAUCUCUUUGACUCUGGCUACAAAGCAGAUGUUAUCAUUAACACUGAUUUUGAUGGCGUCAUUUAUGCACAUGCAAAUAUUCUUAGCAUUGCUUCUCCUACUAUGAAAGGGAUCUUGAAGCAAUCAAAACGUUGUGGACGCUGGCGAACUCUCUCAAUUCAUGGUGUUCCACUGAAUGCAGUUAAAGUUUUUAUAAGAUUCUUGUACUCUUCCUGUUUUGAGAAGGUAGACAUGGAGGAUCAUGUCUUGCAUCUGUUGGUUCUAGCUCAUGCGUUUGUGGUUCCUCAGUUAAAGCGGGAGUGUGAACGUCAACUAGAGCAAGGUCUGCUCACCAUAGAGAAUGUAGUUGACAUAUUUCAACUGGCAUUACUAUGUGAUGCUCCAAGACUUGGUUUCAUUUGUCACCGUAUGAUCCUCAGAAAUUUUAUGGCUGUCUCUGCAACUGAAGGCUGGAAAAUCAUGAAGCAAAGCCAUCCCGUGCUUGAAAAAGAGCUUCUGAUGUCCAUGAUUGAUGAAGAAAAUAGGCGAAAGAAAAGGGUUAGAAAAUUGGAAGACAGGAAGAUCUAUUUGCAGCUGUAUGAGGCAAUGGAGGCUCUUGUUCAUAUAUGUAGAGAUGGUUGCCGGACAAUUGGUCCACAUGAUAAAGAUUUCAACAAGAAUCAGGCGCCGUGUAAUUAUCCAGCCUGCAAAGGACUGGAGUUACUUGUUCGGCAUUUUGCUGGUUGCAAAUUGAGGGUUCCUGGAAAAUGCAUCCAUUGCAAAAGAAUGUGGCAGCUCUUGGAAUUACACUCUCGUCUCUGUGCCAAUUCAAGCGCAUGCAGGGUUCCCUUGUGCAGCAAUUUCAAGAAUAGGAUUAAGAAACAAAGCAAGAAGGAUGAGAUCAGGUGGAAAAUACUGGUGCAAAAGAUAUAUAGGACAAAGGCCAUUGGAGGAGCUUCAUUUUUGUUCAAGGUUACCCCUUAGCGAUGAAAGAUUUUGUAUUAUUCUGCUAUAGUAAGCGCAAAUAUUGUAAAUUCAUUGCAGUUGCCUGUUUGUAGAAGUAUUAGUACCAAAAAAUACUAAACUUUGUCAAAUUUUAUUAAUUUAUAUCAAUGAAGAGAAAAGAAUCACUUCCCCAUCA
Molecule: messenger RNA, 1471 nt
Organism: Mangifera indica (mango)
Lineage: Eukaryota; Viridiplantae; Streptophyta; Magnoliopsida; Sapindales; Anacardiaceae
Product: BTB/POZ and TAZ domain-containing protein 4
Exons: 6
Coding region: 184-1314 (376 amino acids)
Molecular function (GO): protein binding
Source: RefSeq, a predicted model, not a curated record